This is a messenger RNA of Styela clava, 8306 nucleotides long. Its product is annotated as lymphocyte antigen 75-like. NCBI's taxonomy places the organism in Eukaryota, Metazoa, Chordata, Ascidiacea, Stolidobranchia, Styelidae. The record is from RefSeq and is a predicted model, not a curated record.
CAGAUAGACCUUACUUAUGGUUUUUCGCAUUUAAUUUUGAGAAUACAACGAUGUCACUCCAGCUCAAAGUUAUCAUCGGAUUUGCUUUACUGUGUGGAAUAUUUAUUACAGGAUUUGCACAAGACUGCCCUACGGGAUGGAACAAACGAAACGAUUUGUGCUAUUAUUUUUCGGAAGACUACGAGGCUAUGACAUUUACUAACGCAGAGUCGUUUUGCGAAACGAAUGGAGGGACACUCGUCACAUUAUUGACAGUUGACGAAAGAGAUUGGGUUACAACUCGAUUAGCAAUUGGUACGAGGCCGCAAAAGUAUUGGAUCGGCUUAACAGAUCUUAAGCAAGAAAAUGUCUACAGUUGGAUUGAUGGAAAUGAUCUAGACCCAGCAGUAGCAAAUUGGAAACUUGGAGAGCCAAAUGAUUCAAAUAAAGAAGACUGCGUUGAAAUUUGGAUUGAACAAAUUCCUCUGAUGCCAUAUGACAAGAAAUGGAAUGAUAAGUCUUGUUCUGCACAACUUCCCUUUGUGUGUAAAAGAACUAUAGGUGAUGUCCAGCAAUGUCCGGUCGAUUGGACAAUGGUGAAUGGUCGCUGUUAUCAAGCGUUUUAUUCUCUUGCUAAACAAUGGUUUGAAGCGGAUCAGGAAUGCAGAAAUCGGGGAGGAGAUCUCGUAGCUAUUGGAGAUUCCACUGAACAGCUUGCAGUACAAAAUUUUAUUUCAACCUACAACACCAAAUUUUGGAUUGGACUUUCUGAUACUGCUUCGCCUGGUAAUUAUGCAUGGAGUGAUAGAGUGACAACGUUUUCAUAUAAUAACUGGGACAUCAAUCAACCACCUACCAGUCCUCAAUAUUAUGGAAGCAGUUGUGUGGUGAGUGAUAAUACCAGAGGAUAUAAAUGGGUCACUGAGAGAUGUGUUGAAGAAAGACCAUUCGUCUGCGAACGUGGUUUGAGAGCUCAAUGUCCUCAGAAUUGGGCAUACACCGACGGAAAAUGUUACGAAUUUGUUGUGAAUUCUGCUAGAAAAGCAACAUGGACUGAAGCAAGCAGAAAUUGCCAAGCAGUAGGAGCGGGUUUAAUUAAGAUUGAAUCAGAGCAGCAACAGCUUUUCGUGGCAACAGCUUUUGAACAAUAUGGCUCCAGCAAUCGAGAAAUAUGGAUGGGAAUAUCUGAUAUUGGUCAUGAUGACAUUCUUCAAUGGUGGGACAAACAACCAAUUCAAACUGCUUAUUGGGACACUAAUCCGCCUCCCAUUGUUGCUGGUCGAGAUGAUUGUGCAAAUUUAUACACCGGAAAAGGCAACAACAAUUGGGAAAUAACUGGAUGCUAUUUACAACUCGGAUAUAUUUGCGAAAUUGCCGAGGGGAAAAGUUUAGCAAGUUUGCCAGUUGUGACGGUGCAAGGAAAAUGCGAAGACGGGUGGAGGCAUUAUAGCGGAAAAUGCUAUCUCUUUUGGGAUCAAGAAUUAAGCCAACAGGCAGCUAAUACACAUUGUAGAGGGAAAACAGCGGAACUUGUAUCGAUUCACAGUCAGGAGGAACAGUCGUUUAUUGUUGGACACCUUCCGUCCAACAGCUGGAUCGGACUAAACAAGAUUUCAAAUGGAGUUAGUUGGACAGAUGGUUCAACUGUUGAUUACCAGAAUUGGCGAGAUGGAUAUUCAACAGAUGAUGGAUGUGUUUUCGUAAACAUGGUUGGAGAAUGGGAUGUAGCACAAUGUGCUGUUGCAAAGUCAUUCAUUUGCAAGAAAGAUGACAUUCCAACUGAGGUGAUGACGUUGGCGCCUCCAACAUACGUCCCUGAUCUAGAAAAAUGUGGAGGUAAUGGAUGGGUAUCAGAUCCACAGUCUCCAAACUGCUACAAGAUCAAUUUACAACGGCGUUCGUGGAAUGAUGCCAGAUAUCAAUGCCAAGUUGAUGGCGGUGAUCUUGCCAGCGUAAACACGCCGAACGAGCAAAUAUUUCUUCAGAGCAUCGUCAAAGCCGUUUUAUCGGAUGACAAAUUAUGGCUUGGUGGCAAUGAUAAACACAAUUCCAUUGUCACGGAUCAAGGUUGGAGAUGGUCAGACAGUUCACCGUUUAACUAUAUUCAUUGGGUAUCUGGUGAGCCCAAUAACCAAAACGACGAAGACUGUAUGCACAUGUGGUUGGGUGACGGUAAAUGGAAUGACGCUGAUUGUUACGCCUAUAUGGGUGCAAUUUGCGAAAAAGUGGGUAACAACGUUGUCCCAAACAUUGCCGAUUCAAAUUGCAGGAGUAAUGAAGCGUGUUGCUUUGAUCACAUUGGUUGUGAGUUCCACGGCGGGAUUCCGGAUUCUUCAUUUUCUGCUUCAACUGAAAAAGAUAAAUGGUUUGCUGCAACAAGAGGAAGAUUGAAUACACCUGCUGAUGUUGUUAUUCUGUCAGGUUCAAACCCGGAAAUUUAUGUUGGAACCGGCCAUGGAGCUUGGGAACCACAGGACAGUGAUCCCGAUCCGUAUCUUCAAGUUGAUCUACCUACACACUAUGAAAUCAAGGGUAUAAUAACACAGGGACGUAAUGGAUUACUCAAGCACGAAGAAAUGCAAUGGACGAGAACAUAUAAAGUGUCUUACAGCCAGGAUACUUCUACCAUAUCAACAUGGACAUUCAUAACAGACGCAAGCCAGGAUGUCGUGAUUUUCGAUGGAAAUUUUGAUCAGAACACCAUGGUAACAAAUUUCUUCCCUCGCCCAAUCAUUGCUCGUCAUAUAAGAUGUCAUCCUAUGGACUACAGAGACCGUAGAGCUUUACGUUUAGAAUAUAUUGGAUGUAGAGCAUCCUGUUUGUACAAACUGGGAAUGAACUCUGGUUAUAUUCCUGACAAUAAAAUAACAGCGUCAUCUACGAGAGCAGGACACGAAGCAAAGCAAGCCAGGGCACCUGUGGAUAACACACAAUGUUUAUCCAGUGCUGGUAGUAAUGGCAAAGACUACAGAGGAUGGAUUUCUAAAACGAAAAACGGAAAGACUUGCCAACCAUGGAACUCACAGACACCUCACCCUCAUUCAAUGGUUUAUCAGAACUAUCCAGAAGCUGGUUUGGUUGGUGAUUUCUGCAGAAACCCCGACGGCAGAUCGGAAGGACCGUGGUGUUACACACUUGAUCCUGACGUACAAUGGGAAGCAUGUGAUAUUCCAGUUUGUCCAAAUUACACUCCUACCGGUUGGCAACCUUCUGGUAACAGUUACGGUGAAUGGGUGCAAGUUCAAUUUGAUACACAUUACAAGGUCAGUGGAAUCACCCUUUAUGGUGGAGACACAACUGGAGGAUAUGUGACGGAGUAUGUUCUUUGGUUUAGUGACAGCGGUUUCAAUUUUAGACAAUACGUUGAUAUUGACAAUACAGCUCAUAGAUUUGUUGGAUUAGAUGGAAAGGUUUCUGAAUAUAUGGAUAUUUUAUCGGAACCUAUCAGUGCAAUAUAUAUUAGAAUUGAACCGACAAGUUUUUUCGGAUCACCAGUGUUAAGAUUUGAAGUAAAUGGAUGCUACAUUGACAGAAAGAUCACUUGUUCAGAACUCGCUAGCAAUUUCUUGGAUGAAACAACUUUUGGUGUCGAUUGUCCUGCUGGGUGUUUGGAGGACGCUUCGGUUGACCCGGUAUUUGGGACUGACAUCUACACCACGAGUUCCGCAAUCUGUCCAGCUGCAAUUCACGCGGGUAAAGCGAAUGAUAAACUCGGGGGUGCUGUGUUUGUUACAAUUCGAGAGGGUCAGUCAUCAUACGCCGGAUCAUAUCAACACGGAAUAACAUCCGAGUCAUACGGAGCUUACCCAUCAUCAUUUUCAUUUACUGGAUAUACUCUUGGUUGUGAUGACGGAUGGUAUACAUGGGGAGACAACUGCUACUGGCAUUCCCCAAAAGGUGAUGUAAGAACAUGGCAAGCAGCAAGAACAGCAUGUUUAAGCAUGGGGGCAGAUCUGGCAUCUAUUGGGUCAUCAGGAGAAAAUGAUUUUAUGGAAUCUUUGCUUAUUAAAAUGGAAACUGGCAAUAUAUUUGCUGGUGGUGAUGACGCUUGGAUCGGAAUGUCAGAUUUAGACAUUCAAGAUUAUUAUUUGUGGUCGGACGGAUCUCCAGUAACUUACACAAAAUGGUUUUACCGUGAACCAAAUGGAAACCAAGAACGCUGUGUACAAAUAUACAUCCAACAAGGAUAUUGGAAUGAUAUAGAAUGUGAUGUAACAGAACCUUAUAUUUGCAAAAGAGUAAAACAAUUCAAACCGCCAUCGACAACGAUAUUUCCACCCACAGAUGCUGGAUGUGAACCUGGCUGGACUGCUUUUGGCCCGUCUUGUUAUAGAGUGAGCAAUGAUGAGUUCAUUCAAGCAUAUGCUGAUAUUCAAUGUCAAGAAAUGGGAUCGAGAUUAGUCAGCAUCCAUGAUGACUAUGAACAAGCAUUUGUCCAUGCAUUGGUGACAUCACAACUGCCAGCAUUUUCUGGAUACACAGCAUGGAUAGGAUUUACAGCACAUACCGAUAUUCAAGGAGGUCAAUAUUUUACAUGGCAAAGAUCUGAAGAGAUGGUUACAUACACUCAUUGGGAUGCAGGCGAACCAGACGCUAUGCUGAAGUGUACAUUCCCAUUCGUCUACAAAGGUGUGACAUACUAUGAAUGUACCACUGUCGACAACCCAGUUGUUGUCAAUGGCGCGUCUUGGUGCAGCAUAGACGCACAAUGGUCUGGUCGGGCAAAUUAUUGCGGAAACGAAAACCCACAAGGAUGUACAUACAUGGACGAUAGAACUGGUUACUGGAACUUGGAAUUAUGUAUCUUUGUUCGAUAUUAUAUUUGUGAAAAAGACAGGGCUGGUUAUACCCAGCCAGUAGUUACUACACCCGACCCCAAUGUUCAGUGUCCAACUGGAUGGAUGGGAAACGAAAACACAGUUUCUUGUUAUCAGAUAAAUGAAAAAACAGACCGCGCUGAAAGACUAACAUGGGAUGACGCAUUGGACAACUGCAGAGCACAAGGCGCCGAUCUCCUAUCUUUGCAUAGCUCAAUCGAAGAAUCUGCUGUCUGGGAUUUUGUAGCUCAAACAGCUUUAUAUUCAUACACAAGCUUCUGGAUGGGACUCAACAAUAAGAACCCAGAUGCUGGAUACGUUUGGACUGAUGAAACACCUGUUUCGUAUACUAAUUGGGCUGGCGGAGAACCUAGUGAUCAUAAUGGAGCAGAAAAUUGUGUGGAAACUCAAUUGACGUAUGGCUCAAUGUGGAAUGAUUUGAAUUGUGAUGCACUACGUAAUUGGGUUUGCAAGAUUGGGAAGAGAGAUACUCCGUUACCACCACCCACUCUACCUGCACCACAAGGCACUGAAUCUACGGAAUGUGGAACAGAUGUUUUAUGGAUAAAAUUCACUGCAUCUGAUGGAAUAGAUAAGUGUUACCAUUUUGAAACUGCAGAACCACAUUCGUGGCCAAAUGCUGAAAAAAGUUGCGCUGAAAUGGGCGGACAUCUUGUGUCCAUGCACAGCAUUGAAGAAAAAUCUUUUGUCCUCAGUAGAAUCGCAAGUUCUGGAUUCGAGCAACAUUGGAUAGGAUUGAGAGAUGUUGCACUUCAACAAUGGGCCUGGUCAGAUGGUUCAACUCUCAACUACGUUAACUGGGCACCUGGUGAACCAAAUAAUUAUUUGGAAAGUGAAGGAUGCGCUGAGAUGACCGCACAUGAUGGUAAUUGGAAUGACGAUAACUGUGGACUAAGACAAUCCUACAUCUGUAUGAAAAACAUGAACGAUGUCGGUGGAAUAACUUUUCCACCUACCAUUCCACCAGAGGGGAAUUGUCCAUCCGGUUACUAUCGUUUUGGAAGCAAAUGUUGGACAUAUGGUGGCUUGGCAUCUGGUGAUAGACUAAACUGGUAUGAUGCAAGACAAAGAUGUGAAAAUAUCUCAGCUACUUUGGCUGUUGUUGAAAACGAAUACGAACAGGCAUACGUUAGCAGUUUGAUGUAUUACAUUGGAAGAAAUGCAUGGAUUGGCAUGUGGGGAUCGUAUUGGAAUCCAUUUGUUUGGAUAGAUCAAUCAUCAGUUUACUACACAAAUUGGGGAUCAGGACAACCUGACUUUUAUGGCACAUCUUGUGUGAAAAUGGAUUACGCAUCUCACACAGCUGGUAAAUGGAAUGAUGACGAUUGUUAUGGAGUAAACGCAUUCAUUUGUUACCAAGAUGUUUCAGAAGAAAACCCUCCACAAGAGGCAACACCCAGACCAGAGCAAUGUCCCAAUGGUUAUAAGUUAUAUGGGGAUGCAUGCUUUAAAUAUAUGAGCACUUCGGCAACAUGGGAUGAUGCUCGAACUAUGUGUCAAAAUGAAGGAAAAGGAAUAGAUCUUGUGAGUAUCUAUCAAGGAUAUGAAAACAACAUGAUAAAAAGUAUGUUCUGGCAAAGUAUCUCGGCUGAUUCUAUGUGGAUUGGAAUGCAAUAUCAGACAACAACCAGCACACCAUUGACACCAAUAGAUUCUCUAACGGCAUCACCAAUCUUGACGGAAACAACGUUUACAUGGGCGGAUGGAUGGCCAGUUGAAUAUACCAACUGGGGAGUCGGUGAACCAGAUGUUGAAACUGCAUCACAGAGUUCAGGAUGUGUUUAUAUGAACAGGGACGGUUCGUGGAGCGUAGUUUCAGAAACUGGUUCAGGAAUGUCGUGUGGUGCAACAUUACCUUUUAUGUGUAAGAAGUCAUUGGUUUCUAUCCCUACCCCACCACCAACUCCUGUAGACAUAGAAGGAACAUGUGAUCCGGGAUUCGUCGGAUAUGGAGCUUAUUGCUAUUAUAUUGAGCGUGGUACUUCUAGCGCAUUUACUCGCUCGUUCUGGGAGGCAAGAGGGGAAUGUGAAACGAGAGGAGCAACACUUGCAAGUUUCCAUGGUGAAGACGAAUGCCUAGCAAUAGUCAAUAUGAUUACUGGAGGAUCACACAACUUAUGGACUGGGUUAACGCACGAUGGAUUCAGUGGUUGGAGAUGGGUAGAUGAAACACCAGUUGAUUUUUUUAACUGGGUACCAGGUGAACCUAACGGAGUUGAACGUGGUGAAGUCUGUGUUGAAAUGUAUCCAUGGGAUGGACAAUGGAAUGAUGUUGACUGCUUCCAGGAUCGUGGAUACAUAUGCAGAGUACAUAAAGAAUAUGCCUAUUGUGGAGCGGUUCCCGUAGACUUCCGUGAAGACUGUGGUUACACUGGUAUUGAUGAAUCUGUUUGCUUGAGAAGAGGUUGUUGUUGGGAUGAAACUGUGUUUAAUUCAAAUUUCUCGGGCUGUUUUUAUCCAGCAAAUUACGAAUUUCCCUCCCAAGAACCUAUCCCAUCAUCCGGGUUAUCUGGAGGCGCAAUUGCUGGAAUAGUAAUAGGCAUACUUCUACUUGUUGUUAUUGCUGGUGUGGCUUUCUGGUUCAGCAGAGAUGGUAAAUCGGUUCCGUCGUUUUCUAUGUUUAGUGGAAAUAAAUCAUCACAACCAUCAACUGUUUUUGAGUCGGGUACUAAAUCUUCAGGAUUCGAUAACCCAGUAGUGGGUCUUGAAGGGAGCACUCCUGCGUAGAGAGAAUCGGAUUAUAGCCUGAAAUCAACAAUGUACAAAAUGUACAUAGAACUCCUCAUCCUCCAUCUUUUAUAACAGAUUUUUUCACAAUACCGAAUUUUAUUGAAUUUGUGAUAAUUGAUUCCAGCUAGCAGAAUAUUUUCAGAAAAAAAAAUCAAAAAAUUUGCAUUCAUUCCAACAACCAGACCUACGGGUCUUGAUAAAAUUUUAAAUAAAGCUAUUGGAGAGCUGUAUUCAAAAACCCAAACCAUUGUACCAAUAGGUGCAAUCUCACUCGUUAUCAUUAUUACACCGUCUCCACAACAAAACAUCUUUCAUUUUUUAAACUCGAAAUUUGGAUUAUCAAACUUUUCUAAAAAGGCAGAUAUAUUAGCAUGUAUGGCUGGUUUAUAUUACUUAGGAUCUAACCAGCGGUAACUCAAUAGGCAAGUUGAUGCCUCUUAUGGUUUAUUCAUAUCCAAAAUAGUUUUGAGUGCAAGCGAUGUUUUUCUCCGUAAUGUAACAUAUGCUGUCAUAUCUGCAUUACCUUUUGUAUCACAUGAAUCGAAGUUUAAUCAACGCAUUUUAACAAUGCUGAAUUGGACAACUGAUAAAUAAACGGUGUGUGUCAUUUCAUACUAUUCAUAUAUGGUUUAAAAUCUUUUCAGUUUUUGUCAUUCCCUUCGUUUUUACUGAUUUUAAGUUAUCAUGAGUUCAUAAUUAUUACUGUGAUAUUUCUCAUUGUGCAAUAUGAAAAUAUAAUUGUAUAUGCAAAUUUUCGUU